GUUCCAUUUUCACUUGUGCUGGGAUCUUGAUUUUGCUUUUCUGCUUCAAAAUAAAGAUUUCCUGGCACAAAUGCCUCAGUUUUUGGGAAUCAAAAGCUGAGGAUCACCGGAAAAUUGAAGCAUUUCUGAAUAACCAUGGGUCAUAUGCUCCAAAGAGAUACAACUAUUCAGAGGUCAAAAAGAUAACCAGUUGCUUCAAAAACAAACUUGGUCAAGGAGGAUUUGGUAUUGUAUACGGAGGAAGUUUGGAUAAUGGGAGUCAAGUGGCAGUGAAGGUCCUGAAUGAACUAAAUGGCAGUGGUGAAGAAUUCAUUAACGAGGUGGAAAGUAUUAGCAGGACAUCACAUGUCAACAUUGUGAGCCUUGUGGGAUUUUGUUUUGAGGGACGCAAAAGAGCUCUCGUAUAUGAAUUCAUGCCGAACGGAUCACUUGAAAAGUUUAUCUACGAAGAAAGAUCCGAAAAUGUUCGCCAAUUGGGUUGGCCAAUAUUGUACAAAAUUGCACUAGGCAUAGCUCGAGGAUUGGAGUACUUGCAUCGUGGUUGUAUCACUCGGAUAUUGCAUUUUGAUAUAAAACCUCAUAAUAUCCUCCUUGAUGAAGAUUUUUGUCCUAAGAUCUCCGACUUUGGUCUUGCCAAACUUUGUGUUAAAAAGGAGAGCAUUGUAUCAAUGUUAGGUGCACGAGGAACCAGCGGUUAUAUCGCUCCAGAAAUUGUUUGCAGAAAUUUGGGAGGUGUCUCUCACAAGUCUGACGUCUAUAGCUACGGAAUGAUGGUCCUAGAGAUGGUUGGAGGAAGAAAAAAUGUUGACGCUGGAGCUGAUCGCACGAGUGAGAUCUAC
Capsicum annuum is the source of this 839-nucleotide messenger RNA. Its product is annotated as LEAF RUST 10 DISEASE-RESISTANCE LOCUS RECEPTOR-LIKE PROTEIN KINASE-like 2.1. Gene Ontology annotation, molecular function: protein kinase activity; ATP binding. Gene Ontology annotation, biological process: protein phosphorylation. Lineage: Eukaryota; Viridiplantae; Streptophyta; Magnoliopsida; Solanales; Solanaceae. The record is from RefSeq and is a predicted model, not a curated record.